CUUUGUUAGUGCGACGCUCUGUUUCGUCAAUCACAUGCGACGGUUUGCGCACGUGAAACGUAACUGUGACAGAAGUUCGUCAAAGAAACCUAAAAGAUGGAGAGAAGAGAGGAAGACGAGGACACGAAGGCGCUUGCUCAGACUGAAGAUGAAGAAGAACAAGACGAGGAGGAGAAGCGGGAAGAUGGUGAUUUUGAUGAUGAUGAUGAGGAGGAGGAGGAGGGAGCUGCUGCAGACAGAAGAGAUGAUGAGGAUAAAGAUGUUGGUGACAAAGACGCUGUUGAGGUAAAAGAGAAGAAGAAGAAGGUAAAGAACGUAUUUCAGGACAGGAAGUGCGUCCCUGGAAUCAUCUACCUGGGUCAUAUUCCUCCGAGGUUCCGCCCCAAACAGCUGAGGAACCUGCUAUCAGUGUACGGAGAGAUCGGACGCAUAUUUCUACAGCCUGAAGACAGACAGGUGAGGAAACGGAAGAAGAAGGCUGGGCUGCGGAGGUGUGACUUCACAGAAGGAUGGGUGGAGUUCAGAGAUAAACGUGUGGCUAAGAAAGUGGCGGCGUCGCUCCACAACACGCCGAUGGGAACCAGGAAACGCCAGCGCUUCUCCUCUGACCUGUGGUGCAUGAAGUACCUGCACAGGUUCCAGUGGAUUCACCUGAGUGAGCGGCUGGCCUACGAGCAGACGGUCCUAAACCAGAGGCUCAGGACUGAAGUUUCACAGGCGAAGAGAGAAACAAACUUCUACCUGAACAAUGUGGAGAAGAGCGCUCACCUGGACAAGCUGAGAAAGAAGAGGCAGAGAGACGGAGAGCAGGUGGAAGAGAAGACGUGGGACUUCACUCAGCGCCAGACGGAGGAGGAGAUCCAGAUGAAGAAGAGGAGGAAGAAGGACUCUGUUUUGCAGAAGCACCUGGACAAGGCCCGCCUCAUGGAGCAGAAGAGCCAAUCGAACGUCUCGCUUCUGGCCAAAAUUUUCAACUCCAAACCGUCACAAUGACAACAGAGAGAUGCUUCAUGAACUCCUGGACAAAUGUUUCCGUAGAAAGUGUAGAUUCCUUUCCCCAACCAAUCAAAGGCCAGUUUUGGCAGGGGCGGGGGCGGAGCAAAGGGAGUGGAGGAGAACCAAUAUGGAGGAGUCAUUCCACUUCCUUUUCAGCUCAUUGUAUAGAAAUUGUUGUGAUUAACUUACAGGUACAGAAGAGGGCGCCCAGUGAAGCUAAUGGCAGUGCCGCUAACAUGUCUGAGUUGAAAUACACAACACUUAUAUUUAGAUUUUAUUAAAGCAAAGUUGAGUUUGCUCAUAAGAUGCUAGCAUUCUGCUAAAACAUGCUGAUUGGUCUGUCACCUCGAAGCACGUUUCCCAGUGAUGACUCCCAACAGGCGUUACAAGCUUAGUUUAACCAGAGCAGGAAGUUUCCAUGUGUGGCUCCGGGCUGCUGACAGAAAUUCUCUGAUACUCACUUCAGCAGAAUGUGGUGCUGCGAGGUCUCUUAAACCUUCAGAAAGAUAUUUGACUGCAGUCGAAGAUCCACAGGGCCUCAUAUGGUACACGCUACCCUGUGAGUGUCCACUGUGAGUCUGGAGUGGGAGUUCUGGAUUAUAUUAAAAUAUUUUUGGAAAGAUU
Messenger RNA from Pundamilia nyererei, 1620 nucleotides. It is a transcript of the gene abt1, whose product is annotated as activator of basal transcription 1. Gene Ontology annotation, biological process: endonucleolytic cleavage in 5'-ETS of tricistronic rRNA transcript (SSU-rRNA, 5.8S rRNA, LSU-rRNA); small-subunit processome assembly; endonucleolytic cleavage in ITS1 to separate SSU-rRNA from 5.8S rRNA and LSU-rRNA from tricistronic rRNA transcript (SSU-rRNA, 5.8S rRNA, LSU-rRNA). Gene Ontology annotation, molecular function: RNA binding. Lineage: Eukaryota; Metazoa; Chordata; Actinopteri; Cichliformes; Cichlidae. The record is from RefSeq and is a predicted model, not a curated record. The transcript is spliced from 5 exons. Gene Ontology annotation, cellular component: nucleolus. Bases 97 to 993 code for a protein of 298 amino acids.